AUGUUGUCUAAGAGGUUUGAACGGAUAGGAGACCUUGGAGACCUCCAAAAAGCCAUUAAUCACGCCCAGGAAGCAUUAACUGCUACCCCUCAUGAUCACCCGGAUCGAGCGAGUAGGCACAGUAACCUGGGAUACCGGUUGUCUUCAAGGUUUGAGCGCACUGGAGACCUUGGAGACAUCCAGGGAGCAGUCGAGCAUGCCGAAAGGGCAUUAGCCGCUACCCCACAAGAUCAUCCAGUAAAUGUGUUCAAGAGCCACCACAACCUGGCAUUAUGGUUGGCAAAGAGGUUUUCCCGGAUAGGAGACUUCGGAGACCUCCAAAAGGCGUUAAAGCAUAGCGAAGAAGCAUUAGCUGCUAUCCCCCGAGACCACCCCAGUCAAGCGUCUAUCCAUACCGCCUUGGGAGACUCGUUGUCUCAAAGGUAUGAGCGCAUUGGAGACUUUGGAGACCUCCAAAAAGCCAUUGAGCAGACCGAAAAGGCAUUAGCUGCUACCCCUCAAAAUCACCCAACUCGACCUAGUAGACAUAUUCAGUUAGCUUACUUGUUGUCUAAGAGGUAUGAGAGGAUAGGAGACCUUGGAGACCUCCAAAAAGCCAUUAACUACGGCGGAUAUGCAGUAACUGCUACCCCGCAGGACCACCCCCAUCGAGCGAUCUGGCAGAAUAACCUAGCGGUCUGGUUGUUUGCGAGGUAUAAACUGAUUGGUGUCCUUGGAGACUUUCAAAAUGCCAUUCAGCACAGCGAGGAGGCACUAGCUGCUACCCCUCCAGAUAAUCCGUCCCGAGCCGGCGUCUGCACUAUCCUCGGUGGACUUUUAGAAUCAAAAUUCUCAAGGCUACAGUGCGAGAAUGACUCAAACAGAAGCCUCCGCCUAUACAUUGAGGCUCACGAUUGCCGGGCUUCGCCACCCAUAGUGCGGAUUCGGGCUGCCCGCAAAGCAGCUUCUUUACUAUAUUCAGCUGAAAAAUUUCUUGAAUCAAUUUCCAUACUCGAGGAUGCAGUUAACUUGAUGCCAAAUGUUGAUCUUCGAUUCCUAAACCGAGAUGACCAGCAGCACAGACUAUCGGAACUUUCCGGGCUAGCGUCAAUUGCUGCUUCUGUGGCUCUCCAGGCUGGGAGAGGAGCCUACCACAGUCUCAAGUUACUAGAGCUUGGUCGUGGGAUAAUCAUGGGCUUUUUAAUUGACUCACGAUCCGACGUUUCGGAUCUCAAAACAGACCACCCGGUGCUAUUCGGGCAAUUCCAAAGCCUUCGACUUGAGAUCGAUUCGCCGAUAGAUGAGAUAAACUGUGUCACUGAUCAAGCGCCCCAUGAAAUCCAAAACCGUGCUAUCUCCAGACGCUGGGAGGCUGCGUAUGAGCUGGUGGAGGUUCUGGAGCACAUCCGGAGUUUGCCUGGGUAUGAGGAGUUCCUGCUCCCGCCUUCCCAGGGGGCUAUGAUGAAAAUGGCAGCGAAUGGCCCCAUCGUUGUCUUCAACAGCACAGCUUAUAGGAGCGAUGUUGUAAUCGUCACUGCCUCAUCUAUAACUUCUUUGGAACUUCCGAAAUUGAGCUACAACGAAACAGUCAACCGCAUGAAGGAAUUGACAAGUUUUGGAGGAGGAUCCCCGUUUAAGCGAGGCCAGGAUACCAAAAGAAUGAAAGGCCUCCUCGCUUGGUUGUGGGAUGCAGCAGUAGAGCCCGUUUUUGAAUACCUUGAAUUCCAGGAUAUCCUUAUCAGUGGGGGUUCUCAUGACACCAAUUUGAAGCGGAUUUGGUGGAUUGGGGUAGGGCAAUUAAGUGUAGCACCGUUCCAUGCUGCAGGGUACCAUUCGCUAGGGUCCACCCGUAACACCUUAAGCCGAGCCAUCUCAUCAUACAUUCCUACGAUCAAAGCCCUCGCCUAUGCACGCCAAAACCAACUUCAGUUAUUUGACGAAUGUGACGCUUCUUUUUCUCCCGAACACUCCAAGAAGGCCAAAAUUCUCAAAAAACGGAAUCCACGCUUGCUUCUCGUUCCCAUGCCCAAAACGCCCCGCGCGAUUGACCUGCCGGGUGUUCGUGAAGAAAUUCAACAUAUACUUGAUUCAACGGACAGAAAUUUGAUUGAAGCCACAGUUAUGGUGGAUCCAACCCCGGCCGAAGUCCUCGGUAAAAUCAAACAUCAUGACAUUGCCCAUUUUGCCUGUCACGGAGUGUCUUGCAUCAACCCUUCAGACAGCCACCUAAUUCUGUUUAGCCAAGAUGGAGUUCAUGCUGAUAAACUCCUAGCUCGAGAUAUAUCGGCUAUGGUUGUGCAAAAUGCGCAGAUCGCAUACCUUUCGGCUUGCUCCUCCGCAAAAAACCCCUCCCCCGAGUUAGCCGACGAGGUCAUACACCUAGCAAGUGCAUUUCAACUAGCCGGGUUCAGUCAUACAUUCGCAAACAUGUGGGAAACCGACGACAACGCGGCCUGUGAAGUUGCGAGAGACUUUUACGACUUCCUUUUGCGAAAUCGUGGAAACGGGGAAGACGGCCACCGGCGCGUUUCUACCGCUUUUUACAAAGCCGUGAAGAAAGUUCGAGAUGCCAAGCCCGGCAACCCUCUCCUUUGGGCCCCCUUCAUACACACAGGUGCC
Messenger RNA from Tuber aestivum (summer truffle), 2598 nucleotides. Lineage: Eukaryota; Fungi; Ascomycota; Pezizomycetes; Pezizales; Tuberaceae. The record is from the annotation of a GenBank genome assembly.